UAGGGUUGGGUGGUAAUUUAUCAGAAAGAGACAACGGAAGGGUCUUCGCCGCCUUGGCUUUUCUAAGUAUUUUGCCCAUUCAAAGGAUUCUUUUUUUUUUUUUUUUCUUAUGGGUACUGAGGAAAUUUUGGAACUUUUUUUUUUUGGGUUUUGUAAUUUUAUGAAUAAACGCACUCCGCUGAUCAACGGCAACCCUUCACUCAUUCCCCCCGCCUUGUCUUCCUUCGUACUAUUAUCCCUCAACUUCUGGGAACUGGAUUUUCCGGGAAAAUUAUAACCGAAAGGAGAGAACUUUGAUUCGGGUUUCGAUUCUCUUCUCCUGGGAAGAUUCAGUGUGGUUAUAAUUUUAGUGGGCUUUGCUCCCUUUGCUUCUGGGUUAGCUUUUAGCUCGGAAGUCUUCGAAUUUCCUCAUCCAAUUAUUUUUCGGCUAAGAAAAUUUGCCCAUCUUGUUUUCCCUGAGCUGAUUUGGUCCUUCUCAUUACAAAUCGAUAAACGUUGGUGUCUGUUCUCGAUCUGGGUUCAGAUUCAGCGAUUUUCCUGUCGGUUUCUUUCCCCGGGAUUCGUCUCUUGUAUUGAAUCCGAGGAGCUUUGAUUGGAGACCUGCUGUUUGUGAUUCGCUUGCUGAUUGUGUGAUUUGUAUUCGUUGUCCAUCGGAUCCGGUGGUAGCUUUGUCAAUGGGCGCUUUAGAUGAAGGGCAUUUCAAUCUGGAGCUGGAGAAUGAUGGGAAGAAUGGAUCCAUGGAGGUUGCUUUCGAGCACCAACCAGAGACCUUAUCGAUUCAAGAAGCAGUGAGAGUUCUCUUGCAAGGAUUGGGUGAAGAUAUCAACAGGGAAGGCAUUAAAAAGACCCCUUUUCGUGUUGCCAAAGCGCUUCGAGAAGGAACCAGAGGUUACAAAUUAAAGGUGAAAGACUUUGUACAGAGUGCUCUGUUUCCUGAAGCAGGGUUGGAUGAAGGAGUUGGGCAAGCAGGUGGAGUGGGGGGUCUUGUUGUUGUCCGAGACCUCGACCACUACUCUUAUUGUGAAUCUUGCUUGCUUCCUUUCCAAGUCAGGUGUCACGUAGGUUAUGUUCCUUCUGGCCAACGGGUUCUUGGACUGAGCAAGUUCUCUAGGGUUGCUGAUGUUUUCGCUAAGCGGCUUCAAGAUCCACAGCAUCUGGCUGAUGAUAUAUGUUCGGCUCUUCAACAGUGGGUCAAACCAUCCGGAGUUGCUGUUGUUCUCCAAUGUUCUCACAUCCACUUCCCGAGUUUGGAAAUGAACUUUCUCGCCUCUAGCCACCAUGGUUUUGUGAAGUUAUUGGUUUCCUCGGGUUCUGGAGCCUUUGAGGAUGAAAGGUCUGAUCUUUGGGGUGAAUUCUUGUCUCUUUUGAGGUUCAAAGGGGUCAAAACUCAUAACUUGUGUAGAAACGGUUCUGUAAAAGAAUGGUGCCCGAGUGUUAAAAGCUCCUCCAAAUUCUCACCCGCCGACCCAGAAAUGGUUUCUGCUGUCAAUUCUAUUCUGAAAUCGUUGGGCGAGGAUCCAUCAAGGAAAGAACUCGUAGGAACGCCCACUCGUUUCUUGAAAUGGAUGAUGAACUUCCAGAACGCCAACCUUGAGAUGAAGCUGGGUGGCUUCGGAUAUGACAAAACCGAUACCAAAUCCAAUGGCGAGAUCGAGGAGACACUUCACUGCGAACGGAAUCUACCCUUCUGGUCAAUGUGUGAGCAUCAUUUGCUUCCAUUUUAUGGAGUUGUUCACAUUGGUUACUUCUGCUCUGAUGGUUACAACCCCAUGGGGAAAUCACUUGUACAGUCAGUAGUACAUUUUUUCGGGUUCAAACUUCAAGUUCAAGAGAGGAUGACCCGGCAAAUCGCUGAGACAUUAUCGCCACUAGUUGGAGGGGAUAUAAUAGUGGUGGCGGAAGCAGGGCAUACUUGUAUGAUCUCUAGGGGGAUCGAGAAAUUUGGAAGCAGCACAGCUACAAUUGCAGUUCUUGGUCGGUUUUCCACUGACAUCUCUGCAAGAACUAAGUUUCUUGACAGCAUCCAGAAUUCUUCCUGAUAGCCAGAGGACGUUUUCUGAAUCCAGUUUCGGGUUUUGCCCCCCCCCCCAUUCCGCUAAACAUGAACAUGAACAGGGUUCUGAUGUGGAAUCUGGCAAAGAAUCAAAAGGAUUGGAAGACAAGACAACAGGGCUCUGUUGUAUGUUGUGUUUUUAUGAUUCUCUGAUUGUUUCUAUCCCUGACAGCACUUUGAAGGGAUGUCCUGAGCUUUUUCCCAGAAAUCAAUCAAUCGUUCUUGUUUUGAUUUU
Molecule: messenger RNA, 2288 nt
Organism: Tarenaya hassleriana
Lineage: Eukaryota; Viridiplantae; Streptophyta; Magnoliopsida; Brassicales; Cleomaceae
Product: GTP cyclohydrolase 1-like
Exons: 2
Coding region: 675-2039 (454 amino acids)
Biological process (GO): tetrahydrofolate biosynthetic process; tetrahydrobiopterin biosynthetic process
Cellular component (GO): cytoplasm
Molecular function (GO): GTP binding; zinc ion binding; GTP cyclohydrolase I activity
Source: RefSeq, a predicted model, not a curated record